AUGCCUGCCCCGCCCGCCGACGCAGCCAGCCCGCGCGAACAUGCGUCGCCCGGCAAGAAGAGGGCGCCCGCCGUGAUGAGCGGCAACGACUUUGCAAAGGCCAUUGGCAUCAGCAAGCCCGCCAAUGUGCGCGACAAGAUCAAGCGAUGGCAGCAGGACGGCGGCAACGACGCGGCCGUCGCGGGCACCGACGACGACGACGCCACGCCGUCGGCAGACGUCGAGCCAAAGACGUCCCGGCCCAAGUCGCAGCCCCCGACGCCGAAGACGACGACCAAGCCCACGGCCGACAAGCCAAACUGGCAGCCCGCGCCCGCGCCCGACAAGCCAAACUGGCAGCCUGCGCCCGCGCCCUCUACCCCAACCGACCACAGCCCGCAGCGGGCGACGCCGGCCCACAACGAGCUCGACGACGACGUGCACAGCGCCGUCGCCCCCAAGAAGCGCGUCGUGAGCGACUCGCACUGGCGCGCAAAGCAGUCGCCGCCAAAAGACGCCGCCCGCCCGCCGCCCAAGACGAUCCCCAACGCCUGGGUGCGGCCCUCGCGCAUCGUGAAGAAGGACAAGCUUGCUGUCCCGGAGGAUGUCGCGCCCGCACCGUCCGCACCGCCCACGGCCACGCCCGCACCGCCCACGGCUGCGCCGCCCACGUCCACGCCUGCACCGGCGCCCACGCUCACGCCCACGCCCAAGACGCCGCUGCAGGCACCGGUGCCGCAGACGCUGGCCAAGUACAUCAGCAAGAGCACGGGGCAGAAGAAGGGCGCCCAGCGCCAGCGCCAGCGCCAGCGGCGCGCGUCCAAGCCCGCGAGUUCCAAGAGCGACGCCAACGAGGAGCGGCCCGUCAGCAGCGGCUCGGGCAGUGCAAAGGAGCCCGCCGUCGAGCCCGAGUCUCCGCAGCGCAAAAAGGACAGGUCGGAGGUGGUCAAGGUCCGCCGCAGAAACACGCAGACGUCCCCUCGCGCCUCGCUCUCCGCCGAAGACGCCGAGCCUGUCAAACAGAGGCCGGGCCGCAGGUCAGAGCCCGGGCCCGCCUUUGAGCAUCUCGCCAACCUCGUCACCGUCGAGUAUGCCGAGUCGAGCGUGUCCCCCGAGCUCGGGCCCGACGUCACGUCGCCGCGUGCAGAUGAGCUACGGGAACGCCGCAGAAGGCGGCGCCAGAGCAGGCCAAUGUCCGACGACGAGGGCUUCCGGGAGUCUACACGGCGCCACCGCAGGACCAAGACCGACACGGUCGACAUGGAGAAGGAGGACGUCAUGCGGGCGCUGCGCGCCGUCCAGCCACGAGCGCUGUCGCCGCCCAACAAGGUGUUCGCCAGCAGACUGGAAGCCUGGCUCGACCGCACCCAGCAGAUGCAGGACGCCGCAGAACAGUCGGAACGCCUCCCGCCCCGCCGCAGACGGCGAUCAAAGGAGCCAGCCCGGGAGUCGUCCGCUGCUCCAGCAGAGUCGUCCGCUACCCAAGCAGAGUCGUCCGCUAUUCAAGCAGAGUCGUUCGUCGUCCCAGCAUCCACCAAAGGCAGGCAUCAGCCAGCCCCCGUCGACCCAGCACCCGCUGAAGAGACGACAAGACCAGCACCUGCUGAAGAGACGACAAGACUGGCACCCGCUGAAGAGGCGACAAGACCGGCAACCGCUGAAGAGGCGACAAGACCGGCAUCCGCUGAAGAGACGACAAGACCGGCAUCCGCUGAAGAGACGACAAGACCGCGCAGCAGCGGCAGCGGCAGCGGCAGUGCAAGUGCAGGUGGGAGCAGACGCAGGCGCAGGCGUCGCAGCCACGAGCAGCGACGAGCAAGCCGCGAACUCAAGAUCGACACCACCGCACCCGUCGCAGAAGAGGCAGCCUCGCCUGUCGGCCCCGACGGUUCUGCUGCACCACCGCUUCCCGACAAGGCCGAGCCUGAGCCUGAGCCUGAGCCGCCAGAGGCCCCGCUCUCGCCAACGCCAACACUGAAGCGUCGAGGCGCGAGGCGCAAGAGCCAACACAUGCGCUCCAAGAGCUCGACCUGUUCUCCUCUGCGCGAGAGCAUGUCCACGGACGAUCUCACCCAAGAAGACACUGCCCGCGCUGUCUCGGCCGCGUCCUCUGCCCUGUCAUCGUCGGUGGGUGCGUCUUCCGUCGACUUUGACCAGCCCUCGCUCAGACCACGACCCCUUGCCGUGCAGCGCCGCAAGCCAGCAAGAGGCAAGCGUCUGUCUACGAUUGCUUCGGUCGAUUCGCUCGCGAGCAAGGCGCACCGACCGCCGGGAACAGACGUCGCGCGCUCGGAGCGGAGCGAGUCUGUCUUCAGCGACGACAGAACCGUGACUGCUUCAGAAGUCGGCUCGCAGCUGAACGAGACGUCUACAAUCGUCAGUCGCAGGAGCACACGGAAGAACAGGCUGGCGAGCCACGCGGACUUGAUAUCAGUGCUGUCGAUGCCCAAGGCAGGAGCGAAGAGCAUCGUGUCCGCGCGCAGCAUUCGCACCAACAGGAGCCGCCUGGCUACUGCCACAAUACCAGACAUUAUGAACGAGCUUGCCGACGACGAGGCAAAGUACAUGCGGGAGCUGCGCACCAUUGUCGACGGCGUCAUUCCCGUCCUCCUCAGCUGCGUCCUCUCCAAGACCGACUCGGCCGUCGCCGUCGGCCUCUUUUCUCGCUCCGCCAAGUCUGACCCCAGUGAGGUCACCAAGCCCAUUGUAGACAUGGGCCUCUGUCUCGAGCGACUCAAGACACUGCACAAGCGCGUGCCCAAACAAGACUCGGACGGCUUCCUUUCCUGGGCCCAGAGCGCACAGCGCGUCUACGGCGACUACAUUAGCGUGUGGCGCCUCGGUUUCCAGGACGUUGUCAUCAGCCUUGCCCCUGCCGACGACGAUCCGUUCAAGCCCGCCAAGAUUGUGAACGGCCCGGACGACGGCGCUCCGUGGGACGAGGGCAUGCCGCGCAAUGCCGAUGGAUACGUGGUGAAUGGCGAUGGCGAGCGAGUCGAUGUCGCCUAUAUGCUGAAGAGGCCGCUGGUGCGACUGAAGUACCUGGCCAAGACACUCAAGGGUCUCAAUCACGUCCAGCCCUCGGAGCGCGCAGACAAGAUCGCCGCCACCUUUCACGAUCUCGUCACCGCCGCGAGGAAGAGGUCCAACGACGAGCAAGCCCGACUCGAAGACGAGGCUGCCUCCAGCAUAGACGCCACGCGCGCUCGUGAUCCUCGAAGCCUCGCUCCGCUGGCUGGCGUUCGAAUCGAUGCAGCUCGCUGCGUCAGAGCGCGGGACUACUUUGACCUGUACCUGUACCACUCUACCAGCCAGGAGCUGAGCUGUCGCGUCGAGCUGUUGCUCCGCGACAACGCACCAGGUACAGCACAAGGCGGAGAUGUCCUGCUGUGCGAGGUCGACUCCACGGGCCGAUGGCUCCUCCUGCCGCCCAUUCAGCAGAGCCGCAUCUCAGCGCGCAAUGGCGAUGUGAAGGGUGAGAUUGUUGUCAUGAUCCGCGGAAACCAAGCCGAUGGGUCCGAAUGGAGCGAGGUGAUGUCACUUACUGCCGAUGAUGAGCAAGCCGGCUUUGAGUGGGUGCAGAUGCUUGGCCUCACCCCUAUCCCACCGCCGAUUGCCGACAUCAAGCGAGACCAGACGGUCCCGGGCCAGAUGGCGAGACCCACAAGCAGCCAUGGUUCUUCGUUGGUGUCCGUGGCAACCGCUUCGACGGCGCCCUUCAAGAGCAGGACACCAAGCCCUCACGAAAUCGAGAUUCCUCUCGGCGAACAGCACACGGGCGUCUCCAAGGUCUGGAACUACGACACACCUGACAGACGCCGACAGUCGCGCACGGUAUCGCCGGUUACGCCGCCAAGUGCCGACGGCUCCCUUGCCAACAGGAACCGGGACGCAGGCGACGGCUCCCUUGCCAACAGGAACAGGGACGCAGGCGACGUCUCUCUUGCCAACAGGAACCGGGACGCAGCCGACGUCUCCCCACCAGAGCCACAAGCAAAUCUGGGCACUGUGCGACGCACGAGACGUCCCGACGCAGACGCAGACCAAACGCCGCGAAGCAGCUUCGACGACGCUACGCGCUCAGACGGCACCGCGUCACCCACGGGGCUGAAGCGCACAAAAGCAAAGAGACUGUCAAGGACUGUGACAUUGUCGACGGUCUCACAACGGCCCUCGCGGCAGAUCACGCUCGACGAUCCCAUUGAGUUUGUUGACGAGCCGAAGCCUAUCCAAAGCCGCGAGGCCAAGAUCAUCCAAGAAGAGAAGCAGCCUCGUCGCAAGUCGACGAAGCGUCGUGGGAAGAACUUCAGUGUAUGGAUGCCAACGUCAGAGGCAGAUUGUUCAGACGAGUCCGACGGAAGCGAAGAAUCCGCUGAAGAAGAGCAAAUGUCGCCUCCAGGCUCCCCACCGCGACCUGGCACGCACAGAAGAGUAUCGUCGACACCUUCGAUGGAACUGCCAUCCAUUCCAAGGCUGAGGAAGUCGAGCCAGCCCUCGACGUCAUUGAGAGAUGCUGCGAAUGCCGAUGAACUUUCUGAGCCACCCGCUUCGGCACCGCCAGCGCUGAGCAAGGCUCCCAAGACUCGCAACCAAGAGGACGAUGCACCACCGCCUCCGCCACCCCACCGGUCCCCCAGCCCGGCUACCCCAGUCACUCUAAAGGGCUCGAAGACACCAAACUUUACACCAGCACUGCCCGGAUGGAAGACUAAGCGCCGCUCGUCUUCCCCUCUCAAGCACGAAUAUGAGCCGUCGACGUGCACUGAAUCGUCGAGCGAGAGCGAGGAAGAUGUCGUGUCCGAGGAUGAUGCCAGCGAGUCAGACGACGUCAGCCUGACCUCGGAGUCGUCAGAGGACGAGCUGGACGAUGACAUCCCGACACCGUUGAUGCCGCUCAGCAGAUCACGCAGCUACGCCACCCGCCCAUCCUCGGCUGGCAGAGACGCCGCCCCGCUCGAGCCUCUGCCCGAGGAGAGCAAAGAGUUUCCCAGCGUGUCUCCGCCUGCAUCGAUCUACACCUUGCCCAACGGCACAAUCACCCCAUCCCAAUCCGCAUCGAACCAGCCCUAUCGCGCUGUCCCGACAAACUCUGGCAAGGCUACCAAGGCCGUUGGGUCCAUUUUCUCCUGGUCAGAUGCUGGACGAUGGGACAGCCUCCAUCCGGACGAGUGCAGCAUUGUUGUUACUCCAGGCAAGAUUGAAGUGUUUGAGAUCACAGCCGCUCACUCCAAGCCACUCGUAUCCGACGGCGAUGAGAUUAUACAGCCAGGCGGACGUGCUCCCCUUAUUGCGGUUGAGCUUACCCCCCUGGUUCCCCUGCGCAAGUCGACAGCAAUCGACAUCUCCAUUCGCUCGCCGCCGACGUCCGACUCUCGCAUAGCCACAGGCAACAACAUCAUGCUGAGGAGCCGCAACGCCACAGAGUGCGCGCAGCUAUAUGCCAUGAUCAACCAGUCCCGCAUCAACAACCCGACCUACAUUGCCCUGCAAAACGCCCGCGGACCUUAUGGGCACACAAGCUGGGCAGAGGCAAUGGAUCGCCGCAAUGAAGCAAGAACGAAUGCUUCUUCUGGAUCGGGACUGUUUGGUGGCACACUCGGCCGGCGGAGCAGCUACAGAAAGUCGAGUACACGUGCGGCAUCAAUAUCCGCUGCCACAGAGUCCUCGGUCGGCACCAUGGGGACUGCGAUGCGAUCGGCACUCAGCCGUUUCUCCUUUGGCAAGGGCGGCAUGUUCAGCGUGCGAAACUCGACACUGGAAUCGCAGUCUCUCAACAGCUUCGACACUGGGUCGAGCGGGUCUCUUCCUGGCUCAGGCGCGUCCUCGCCAAACGGACCCGGUGGAGCAGUCGGCGCGCCCGCCGGCAUCACCAACACCAAGUGCAGACUCUACGAGCGAGAGAGUCUGAAGAAGUGGCGCGACAUGGGCGGAGCGAGACUGACCAUUAUGCUACCAAGUCCGAACCCGAGCGCGCCAGGCAGCCCCAACCCUCUUCAGCGCUCUCCAGGCACGCGAGACCAUACGCAGGAGCGCCGUAUCGUGGUGACCAGCAAGAAAGACAGCCAGAUACUGCUCGACGUCACCCUUUCCGAGACGUGCUUUGAACGAGUCGCACGCAGCGGCAUCGCAGUAUCCGUGUGGGAGGACAAUGUCGACGAGCAUGGACAGGUAGGCCAAGUCGCGCACACGGGCGGCGUCAAUGGCGCGAGAGCAAGGGUCUUUAUGAUCCAGAUGAAGAGUGAGCGGGAGGCGGCGUACUGCUUCUCGCUGCUGGGGAAGAUGAGGUACUAA
Didymella exigua CBS 183.55 is the source of this 6270-nucleotide messenger RNA. RefSeq lists its product as uncharacterized. Bases 1 to 6270 code for a protein of 2089 amino acids. The record is from RefSeq and is a predicted model, not a curated record. The transcript is spliced from 3 exons. NCBI's taxonomy places the organism in Eukaryota, Fungi, Ascomycota, Dothideomycetes, Pleosporales, Didymellaceae.